AUGGCUGCAGCUGCUGUCGAUGUUCGUGCUUCAGAUUUUGCAGAAGAAGAGUUCGCCAAUUUAGAACAGAUUUUCUUGGUGAGCUUGUUAAUGUUCGAGGAACUGCAACAAGGUUAUCUGAUAUUACAAGAAAAUAGUGCUGAAAUUCCAGCUGGCUCUGUUCCAAGGAGUAUAGACGUCAUAUUAACCAAAAACUUGACGGACAAAUGUAAACCUGGAGACAAAAUAGUUUUAUCUGGGUGUUUAACAGCCAUACCAGAUGUUUCAUCAUUAAUGAAGCCCAGAGAGUUAACCAAAGAUUUAAUAAGAACUAAGUUGAAGAAUGAAAGAACUGAUCAAGGGCAAUCUAAUACAGGAAUAACAGGAUUACGUUCUUUAGGUAAAUUUAUGUCAAAACAGCCAUUUGAUGAAGAAGAAGAAUAUGCAAUAGCUCAGCACCUUGCCUCUGUUGAACUGACUAUGAAUUCCUUAGGAUUGCCAUUGGAAACUCAAGAGUUAUUUUUCAAAAUAGCUAACUCAACUGACACGUUAAAUAAACUAGCUUCUUCUGUAGCUCCAGAAAUUUUUGGGUGCGAAAAUGUGAAAAAAGGAAUUUUACUAAUGUUGGUUGGAGGUGUAGAAAAAAGCACUGGAAAAGACAAUUUAAAACUAAGAGGAGACAUAAAUAUAUGUAUUAUUGGAGAUCCAGGAACUGCUAAAUCCCAAUUAUUGAAAUACGUUCACCAAUUUGCAACAGGACGUGCUGUUUAUGCUGCUGGAUUUACGUCGACAGCUGCUGGAUUAACAGUGUCUGUACAUAAAGAUCCAGAUCAAGGGGACAGCGUUAUUGAAGCUGGAGCUUUAAUGCUUGCUGAUCAGGGAAUUUGUUGUAUUGACGAGUUUGACAAAAUAGAUAAUAAAGAUAUGGUUGCUAUUCAUGAAGCAAUGGAGCAAAAAACAAUCUCAAUUUGUAAAGCUGGAAUCCAAGCUACAUUAAACGCUCGUGCAUCUAUCCUAGCUGCUUGUAACCCCCGAUAUGGUAGAUACGAUCUAACAAAAACAUUUCGACAAAAUAUUCGUUUAAGUCAGCCAAUUAUAUCCCGUUUUGACCUUUUUUUCACACUAGUAGAUACAACAGAUCGUGAUGCAUUGAUUGCACGUCAUAUUGUAAAUUUGCAUAUGCAACUGGAUAAAAGCAACGUUCUUCAAGAGGAAACUGCAUUAUUGACCUCUCCGUUGCUUCGAAAAUACUUAGCAGUUGCAAGAUCUUGUCAUCCCGCUGUGGACGUGAGUUCUCGUAACAUAUUAGUUGAUACCUAUGUUUCUAUGAGAAGUGAUAGCACAUAUUCUCGUAAAAACGCAUACGUAACUGUACGGCAACUUGAGUCGCUUUUAAGAUUAUCAGAAGCAAUUGCAAAAUUAAAAUUUAGCAAUCGAGUUUUGCCUGUACAUGUCAAAGAAGCCAGAAAUUUGAUGCAAUCUUCAUUUUUGAACCUUCAAAAAAAUGAAAUCAUACUAGACGACGAUGAUGAUUCAGACGACAACAUGGAUGAUGACAAUAACGCCUCGAAUAAAGAUAAAACUCAUCAAGAAGAAGAUUCCAAGAAAAAUGUCAUAACAAUCAACGGGGAGGAGUACGAGCGUAUCUCAAAUUUCAUAAUUGAUCAUCUAAGAGCUAUUGAAAUUGAAUUUAUGACUGAUAAAGAGAAACCAACAGAAGCAAUUAUUGCCAAAGACGACUUAAUCGCUUGGUAUAUAGAAAAUGUUGCAGACGAAUCAAUUGGAGAAUCUGAACAUGAGACUGAACAGAUGUAUCGCAAGCUUAGUAAAAUAAUAUCUCGAAUGGUCAAUAGAGAUUUCACGUUAAUUGAAGAAAUGCGGGAUAUGAACGUUCCAAUUGAAGGUGACACUAGUAUUGUACAAUGUGUCCCAACGCUAAGAUUGCAUCCAAAUUUAGCAGCAGAUUUCAUUCCUAAUCAAGCUCCUGCCGCACACGCAAAUCUGCCUACCGAUUUUUUCACAGAACAAGCUACUAACACAGAAACCAAUCCAUCAUGGACUAUAGAUGAUGAAGCAUUUAUAGAUUACAUGUAUGGAUGGACACAGCAAUAA
Molecule: messenger RNA, 2091 nt
Organism: Danaus plexippus (monarch butterfly)
Lineage: Eukaryota; Metazoa; Arthropoda; Insecta; Lepidoptera; Nymphalidae
Product: DNA replication licensing factor MCM6-like
Exons: 10
Coding region: 1-2091 (696 amino acids)
Biological process (GO): double-strand break repair via break-induced replication; mitotic DNA replication
Cellular component (GO): nucleus; MCM complex
Molecular function (GO): ATP hydrolysis activity; single-stranded 3'-5' DNA helicase activity; ATP binding
Source: RefSeq, a predicted model, not a curated record